This is a messenger RNA of Alosa alosa (allis shad), 2738 nucleotides long. It is a transcript of the gene gpr174, whose product is annotated as G protein-coupled receptor 174. Gene Ontology annotation, biological process: positive regulation of Rho protein signal transduction; phospholipase C-activating G protein-coupled receptor signaling pathway. The transcript has 2 exons. Gene Ontology annotation, molecular function: G protein-coupled receptor activity. Lineage: Eukaryota; Metazoa; Chordata; Actinopteri; Clupeiformes; Clupeidae. Bases 501 to 1526 code for a protein of 341 amino acids. Gene Ontology annotation, cellular component: membrane. The record is from RefSeq and is a predicted model, not a curated record.
AGAGAGGAGAAGAAGAAGAAGAAGAAGAAAGCACAGAGAGGAGACAGCAGAGCACGUCUGUUCCUGUAAGCAUGAGUGCUGUCAACGAGAGGAACAUGUGUGAUCUGAUCUCUCUCCUCUCCGCACUCCUUUCAGAUGGGACAAGAUCACAGUCAUAUGGCACCAGAGACUGAUCCAUUUUCCUCAAGCUGCCUUUAGAAGAAGAGGAAGAAGAAGAAGCCCACACACGUGACUACUGCUUCUAUGACCAUCCACCAUCAUGAAUAACAGCAUGGACAAGUACCACGUUUCCUCGCACCUCAGGCAAAGACGACGGGUCUGCCACGGGACGCCACCGAGCCAAUCGUCACUCUGACCAGGUCUGGACAGAAGAAGAGACACAGUUGUUCAUAGCAACUUGGAAGAGAAAUCAAAUAAAAAUAAUUAACAAACAAAAAAAACACAACAACAUUCAUUCAAAUCAACCUCCGGGAGUCCUAGCGCUCCUCGGCGACAGGAAUAUGGAUGGCGGUGCCAACGUGUCGUGUUGGAGUCAAACCGAAGUGGAUGCCCUGAAGCGGUAUGAGCACCAGACCUACGCCAUCAUCUACUCCAUAAUCCUGCUGCCGGGGCUGAUCGGCAACGUGCUGGCGCUCUGGGUCUUCCACAUGUACGUCAAGGAGACCAAGAAGGCGGUCAUCUUUAUGAUCAACUUGGCAGUGGCAGACCUGCUGCAGGUGCUUUCGCUGCCGCUGCGCAUCUACUACUACCUGAACGACAGCUGGCCGUUUGGCCGCGGCCUCUGCAUGUUCUGCUUCUACCUGAAGUACGUCAACAUGUACGCCAGCAUCUUCUUCCUGGUCUGCAUCAGCGUGCGCCGGUGCAUGAUGGUCCUGCAUCCGCUCCAGUACACCUCGUGCCGCCGCCGGCUGGACCGGAGCCUGUGCGCCGCCGGUUGGCUCUUCGUGUGCUUCUGCUGCCUGCCGUUCCCUCUGCUGCGCCUCGGGGGGGACGUGGGCGACCAGGCGGACAAGUGCUUCGCCGAGCUGCCGCUGGUGCCGAUGUCGGCGGUGGCGGGGCUGUCGCUGAUGGUGGGCGCCGAGCUGCUGGGCUUCCUGGUGCCGCUCGCCGUGGUGGGCACGUGCACGCUGCUGACGGCGGGGAACCUGCGGGAGGACGGCGGGCGGCGGCGCGUGCCGCAGGACGGCGGCGAGAAGCGCCGGGCGCUGCGCAUGGUGCUGAGCUGCGCCGGCGUCUUCCUGCUCUGCUUCCUGCCCUACCACGUCACCUUCCCGCUGCACUACGUGGCCAAGGCGCGCUGGGACUCGGUCAGCUGCGGGUUCCGCGCCACCGUCAUGCGCUGUCACCCCGUCACACUCUGCCUGGCCAGCCUCAACUGCUGCCUGGACCCCGUCAUGUACUACUUCACCACCGAGGAGUUCCGCCGCCGGCUGUCGCGCCCUGAGCUCACAGAGAGCCUGCAGCUCCAGCGACGGCUCUCCUGCAUCACUACCGAGGACAAGGCCCUCACCUCCGAACCACUCUGACCGACAACAGGCCGUGGGGUUGCAACACCACCGCAAUCAACGGUCUGACCUCUGAACUAAGCCUCUGAACAACUGAGCAACAUGGAGUUGCAGAGCUCAGUAACAGUUGUUACAAGUUCAAAAGGAAGGAUGGCACCCAGGCAAACAUUAGGCCUUUAAGCUCUAGCCUUGACCUUUAACCUCCAGUGAGCCAUGGAGUUGUAACACCACCAUGGUCAAGGGUCCUGGCUUCCUGUCAAGGCCUCUGGGUGUCAAAGGUGUCAAAGACGCCGAAAAAACAAUCAUGUUAUAACUCCACAGGAAGAAUGGCACCCAGGCAAACUUUCAGCCCUUCAGUCUGGCAGGAGAUGCUAAGAUUUUGCUCCAUAGUGUAUCACCUGAGCCAUAAAGCAUGACGGAGCUCACCUCUGGGCCCUGAUGUCAGGGCUUUAGGAGGAGCUGAGGAAUGCCCCCAUCAGCGCAAGUGGGUAUUGAUGGUGGAAUGGUAGAGUGGUGCUUAAGAAGCAGGGCGAGAGAGGCCCCACGCGAUGUUGCGUGGGAGGAUGUGGUGAUGGGGGAAGGGUGGACUGAAGUAACACUCUUUGCAGAGAAAGGUUAUCAGAGGACAGACUCACGCAAGGGGAGAUCUGAGAAAGGAACCGAAGAAUGACAUGACCAAAGAAACUCUGGUCUGCGGAACGUCGACAGUAGUGGAGAAAACAAGAAUGCCUUUACUGCUAAACACUGUGAAAAGUCUUCACAGUGCUAUUGGAGACAUUUUGAAAAUGUGAGUGCGGCGAGCGAUUAGUGCCACAGUAGAAGCACCUGAAUUAAAUUAAUUCAAUAUACUGUGAUAGAACACAGAGCCACUGUGGAGGAGCAAAGAGGACCAAAGCAGGUUGUGUGGAUGAGAAUGUUGCUUUUGCAGUGCGUGUGUUUGUGCGUGAACUCCCUACAGUGGGGAAGUUGAGGAGCGGUACACAAAAAUCAGGAAAUGUUGAGUUCAGUUUAGUCUUUCCAAGAACACGUGCACAUGUGACAGGACCAAAUAUACCGAAACUAAUUUUAUCAAGAAGUCAAUGACCAAAGAGUCAGGGAAAAAACUAUCACAUGCAGUAUGUGUGUGUGUGUGUGUGUGUGUGUGUGUGUGUGUGUGUGUGUCUGUCUGUGUGUGUGUGUGUGUGUGUGUGUGUGUGAUGAGUCAAUUAAUAGUGCUGUAUGCUAUUGGCCAUA